AAUUUAAUUAAUAAUUUAAUUAAUAAUCUGACUUUAGCGCCUGGAUUUCUUGCAGAGGACACCAGCAGUAGUUCAUCUGAAACAGAUGGCUACGAAAUGCUGGAGGUUGAGGGUGAGGUAGUGAGUGAGGAGUCAAAUUUGACUUCUGAUGAGGAUAAGGAUGAAGCUAAUGAUAGCGAUGAUAUGGAAGAACUGAGUGCUGAAAUAGAGCAUUCUUAGUCAUCUACAACUGAUGAUGAAGAGUAUGAAAUUUUGGAUAGGGAUGACAUGGUAGAGUUGAGUGCUGAAAUAGAGCCAAAUGAAUCAUCCUCAUCCAAUGAAAAUGUUGCUAUAGUGAAUAGCGAAAAAAUGGAUGUAUUGCGGGGUGAUAUUGAGCCUAAGGAGUCACAAAUGAUUCUUGAUAAAGAGAUGGUUGAUAUGAAUGGUGACAGAAGUGACCAUUGGUACUUCGAGAUUGAUUCGAGGGAAAAGAAAAUACUGUCCAAGUCCUUUAAAGUGAAAGAAUCAUUGGACAUAGUUGUUGGAUUAAAGAGUUGCGGAGAUGUUUCUCAAUUGACAAAAAUUCUGGAAGAGAAAUUGGCUCAAAACCCAGAGUUUGCUGAGAAAAGAGAAAAGGCGAGAAAGAAAGAGAGGAGAAGUCUCCGCUACUUUGUGAGACGUCUAUUUACUGGGUGUUUCAUGCGGAAAUAUUAGAAAACAGAGUGAACCCGAAACUAGACAUUCCCCGACUUAGAACUACCGAUCUUGACAAAAUUUCUCAUAUUUGUGACUCCAAAAGUACACAUUUCCUGACUUUGAGACUCUGAAUGUAUGCAAUUCCUGACUAUUAGACUUUUCCUGACUGUGACUUUUCCGACUGUGACUUUUCCCGAUUGUGACUUUUCCCGACUGUGACUUUUCCCGAUUGUGACGUUUCCCGACUAUGACUUUUCCCGAUUGUGACUUUUCCCGACUACGACUUUUCCCGACUGUGACAAUUCCUGAAUGUGACAUUUCCUGAGUGUGUGAUAUUUCCUAAAUGUUACUUGACUCAAGACACACAAACUGGAGAAUAUAUAACUACAAAAGAAUGUAUUUGACUCCCAGAUUUUUAGACAUUUCCACGCAGCUGUGUGCUAAAAACAGACGAAUUUUCGAAUACGUGUGACUCUCAAAAUAAACUAAAAUGCCUAAAUAUGUGACUAUUAAAAUAGACGUUGCCCUGUUGUGUAACUCUCCCCGAUUGUGACGACAUUCUCGGGCUCGGACUUAAAAGCUAGACGCACCCGACGCAAGACUUCCAAACUUAUUUGAAUGAGUGACUAUAAAAGUGUGCAUUUCCCAACCUCGAGAUUCAGGAAUUAUUAGACCUUACCAACUUCUUGACUUUAAAAGUGAAAGACUUUACCUGCAUCUGUGGCACACAAAACAAACAUUACGAACAAAACAAAGUAUGAGUCUAAAACUAGGUAUUAACCUGCUAAAGACUCCCCAAUUAAUCGAAACUCCCGAUUUUGUGAUUCCAAAAGCAUGAAUUUCUAAAUUGAAAGACUCCCAAAUGUUGAUUGCAAGUUCUUUCUCUAUUUAUUGUAACUUAUUAUGUGCAUGUAAAAUUUACA
Molecule: messenger RNA, 1598 nt
Organism: Parasteatoda tepidariorum (common house spider)
Lineage: Eukaryota; Metazoa; Arthropoda; Arachnida; Araneae; Theridiidae
Source: RefSeq, a predicted model, not a curated record